Scomber scombrus (Atlantic mackerel) is the source of this 1410-nucleotide messenger RNA. RefSeq names its product TCF3 (E2A) fusion partner (gene tfpt). The transcript has 7 exons. Lineage: Eukaryota; Metazoa; Chordata; Actinopteri; Scombriformes; Scombridae. Gene Ontology annotation, biological process: positive regulation of apoptotic process; apoptotic process; apoptotic signaling pathway. Bases 192 to 791 code for a protein of 199 amino acids. Gene Ontology annotation, molecular function: DNA binding. Gene Ontology annotation, cellular component: Ino80 complex. The record is from RefSeq and is a predicted model, not a curated record.
CGACUGGAGUGAAUGAAGAGCUGCCUUUUGCUCGCAUUUCCUUUGAUUUCUGUCAUGUUUUAUGAUACUAAACGCGAGUAUUUGACCUGACUGAAGACUUAUAAACAAUCUGUGCUGCAGAUCUCUGUAAAUAUUUCGCAGUGGAGCUUUAAAAUCAGAAGAAACACGGCUGCUAUCGAUCACCAAUAAAUAUGAUGGAGGAUUUCUCUGGUUUGGCCCUGCCUCCUCUGUUUGGAGGACACAUCCUGGAGGCAGAGCUGGAGCCAGGCGGUGUGGAGCUGGGACCUGGAGAGGUGGAGCUGGGACCAGGAGGCAACGAGCUGCUGGAGAGUACAGCGCAGGAGGAUGAAGAAAGAAGAGUUCUCGAUAAGAGGAAAUAUCUCGCUCUGAGCAGAAGAUGCAAAGAGAUUGAACAGGUGAAUCAGAAGAUCCUCGGUCGCCUUCACCAAGUACAAAGAAUUACACGACGCUUAAAGAAAGAGAGACGGUUCCUCAUGAAAACUCUUGAUGCACAUGGGGACGACUACAGAAAUGCCCAGCUCACCAUCCUGCUUGAGGAUGAGCCUGGAUCCCAUUUAGAUCCAGCUGCUGGAGUGGAGGACGACCGGCUCAACGGCGUAUCUGGUUCCACCUCGUCUGCAGCUUUGCAUCAUGCUGCUGGGCCAAAGAAGAGGAGGCAUCGAAUACCAAGGCAAGAAAAGGAUAAAGACCAACAGACUGAACCAGACAUGUCAGUGUUGGCAGAGACGCAGUUUGGAGAAAUGCCCAGUCCGACCUCUCUGUCUCACUGACCGUUGCUCGUCCAUGGAUAUGAUGAAAUAUAAAGGAGUACCCUGUUGCUUUAACUGUUGAGUGAACAUGCUGCCUCUGUUCAGCCGGGGUUUGCACUGAAUGAAGUUUUACUCAAUCAAUGUGACCACAUUGAAUUGAUGUGAAAUCAGAUAGUACUUACGUGGUACAUACAUACAUAUAUUUUGUAUAUAUUCUGCUGUUUUGAUAUUUUGUACUGAGAGUUGAUGACAUCACAUAAUUAUGAUAAGUAGCGAACUGUGACAACUUUGUUUGAUGAAGAAUUGGCAACCCAGAUACAAUUACAGCAUAUUGGCAAACUUGUGUCAUGAACAGCUUUCUUCACAAUACAUUCCUGGAUAUUUGUCAUGAUUUUAUCUUUAUCAAUAUUAAAGUGUUACAGAUGGCUGAAGUUUCUUAGGCUGUAAAAUGAAAUGUUUCACUUCUAGAAGUGUUUAGAAAGGGCUGGUAUGUGUACAAGCACAUGCAUUUUACAGUUAUUUUUCAUGUCCAUGUUUUAUUCAUGUAAACAAUAACUCAGUGGAGUGUUUUUAUCAUGUUUCUAUACCGGAGUUUAAAGUACACAACAACUAAAAUGUUUCAGUUUAAUGGCAGAAAUAA